This is a messenger RNA of Paramecium primaurelia, 1206 nucleotides long. The record is from the annotation of a GenBank genome assembly. Lineage: Eukaryota; Ciliophora; Oligohymenophorea; Peniculida; Parameciidae.
AUGACUUCAUUUGGAGCCCUCUUAGUUACAGUAUUCUAUAUGAAUAAUCUUUAAGUUUGCUAUGAAUUAUUAGAUGAUAGCUAUAGGACUUUUCUUCUUAGGUUUUGGAGGUAAUCCAACAAUUACUGUACAUUAUUCAUUUAUUAAUGAACAUUCCUGUAAUUUAUAUAUAUUAUAUAGAGGGUAAUUUUAGAGAAGUCUAAAAUGUUGGUGUCUAAGUGUUUUUUGCAAUUGGUGAAUUCGCUAUUAUAGCAUUAGCAUAUUUUAUUACUUAUUGGAGAUGGUUAGCAGUUUCAGUUGCAAUACCAUCUGUUUUAUUAAAUAUUGGUAACCUUUUGAUAUUUGAAUCUCCUUAAUUUUUAUAUACAAAAAAUAAGAAAAAAUGUGUAAAGAUUCUAAAUUAAAUUGCAAAAUUAAAUGGAACUUAAUAAAUAAAAAUAGAUGAUUUGGCAAAUAAUCCAUAAACUAAAGAGAACAAUUCCAGGGUAUAUUCUAUUUUGGAUUUAUUGAAAUAUAAAUCCUUAAGGUAUGUAUUUUUUGCAGGAGUAAUGAUGUUUUUUGCAAUAAAGGUGACAUAUUAUGGAAUUAGUUUUGUAAGUGAUUAGUUAGGUCUUAAUUUCUUCACUACUAAUUUCAUUAUUGCUUUCUUUGAACUCUUAGCUUUUGCUACUUUAGGUAAUAUAUAUACAUAUUUUUAGAUUUUUUUAUUACAAAAUUGAAAAGAAAAACUAAUAUUAUAAGUGGGUUCUUUAUAGUAGGAUUUAUGAGCUUAUAUUUCCUUUUCUAAAGUGAUCACAUAGUAUUUCGAAUCUUCGAAGGCAUUUUGGCAGGAGUAUAUUUAAUAUAUAAUUAUAAUAGUUAAUGAGAUUUCUAAUAUGUGCAGUUUGGGCUUUGGGUUAUAUUUAUGUGUCUGAACUAUUUCCUUCUGUUGUUAGAUCUUUAGCCUUAUGUUUAAUAUCAGCAGGCGGAUCUUUUGGCAGUAUAGCUUAAGCAUUUUUAAGUAAUUUAUGCUCAUCUCUUAAUGUUCAUCCUAUGGUUGCUUUUGGGAUCAUUUGUGUUUUAUGUGCUUUACUAUUGUUUCCAUUAAGAGAAACUUUACAUUAACCUUUGAGAGAAAAAAUCGAAGAAGACUAAACUCGUAUUAGAUCAAGUAUGCUUUAUAUAAACGAUUCAGAACAAAUUACAUCACCCUUACAUGAUACAUGA